AUGAUCUACAACAGCAUUCACAGCUUGUGUUUGCAAGACUCUCCACGGAACCACACUCUGCAGUUAGGGUACUGCGACCUCAAUGCCGACCUUCAACAAUGGCUCUGGAAAGACCAGCAGAUGCUGGAGAAUAAUGUCACGAAGACAUGCCUGUCUUCGCAGCAGGACAGCCCUGUCCUCACUGCUCCGUGUGACGGCAGUGACGUCCUCCUCUGGCAGUGCCAAGGCAGUCGGCUCAUGAACCACGACAGAUCCCUGGAGCUCACCACCGACGGAAGCCGCCUCUUCCUGGCCAGAGGCAACAAACUGUCCAAAUGGAAAUCUAUUGAAAUUGGCGACAUUUGCAAGGAGCGUCAACGAUCAAAAAGGGCUUCUGAUGACUCUGACCACUUGACGGUGCCAGACGCUGAACCUCCACAGAAGGAGAUGUCUGAGGAGCUUAUGACCCUUGAGCAGAGAGAGUUCCUUCGAUGGUAUUAUCGCACAGAGGACACGUCUUCCUGGAAGUACGCCAUGCUGGCUCUGUCCUACGGGGCACUCCUCAUUGGCUGCGGGCUUCUAGUCACAGGACUAACAAACAACAGGAGCAGAAAGCAGGCCAGAGUCCAGACCACAGAAGGGGAGGAGCUUCAGAGAAUGACCGGGGUCAGGCAGGUCGACGGGCCCCCAACAGAGAGGCACCAAUCAGAGGAUCUGACAUUCAGGUGUGGGGAGAAGAAUGGGCUGACCCUGAACCCUGGGCUUCGAGAAGAGGACGUCUGAUUGGUCAGUUGGCACAGAGUGGACUUCAUGCAAAGACUCUUCAUUCGUCAGAUACUCGAAAGAGGAAGAUUAGAGGGCGGAGCUUAGAGAUGUUGCCUUGUGUUUAUAACUGUACUCAUUUCUGAAUCACCUGAGGUAAAGA
Paramormyrops kingsleyae is the source of this 904-nucleotide messenger RNA. RefSeq lists its product as uncharacterized. Gene Ontology annotation, biological process: bile acid and bile salt transport. Gene Ontology annotation, cellular component: plasma membrane. NCBI's taxonomy places the organism in Eukaryota, Metazoa, Chordata, Actinopteri, Osteoglossiformes, Mormyridae. The record is from RefSeq and is a predicted model, not a curated record. Gene Ontology annotation, molecular function: transmembrane transporter activity; protein heterodimerization activity.